Molecule: messenger RNA, 1683 nt
Organism: Papaver somniferum (opium poppy)
Lineage: Eukaryota; Viridiplantae; Streptophyta; Magnoliopsida; Ranunculales; Papaveraceae
Exons: 4
Coding region: 1-1683 (560 amino acids)
Source: RefSeq, a predicted model, not a curated record
AUGUGGUUUUGUCACCCUGACUUCAUGCGCAUGGUUAUUGAGAGUUGGAAUGCUCCUGUUUCUGGAUCUCCCGCUUUUAUUUUUCCUUUCAAUAUCAAAAGAUUAAAGGCUUCCAUGAAAGAAUGGAAUUUAAGGGGUUUUGGCAAUGUUUAUGCAAAGCUCAAAAAAGCUAAGUUGACUAUGGAAGUUGCUCUUCGUAUUUCUGAUGAAGAUCCGGAAGACAUUACUAAGAUAAAUUAUGCCAAAGAAGCUUCAGUUACUCUUCAAGAAGUUCGUGCUCAACAAUCCAUUAUGUUAAAACAAAAGUCGAGAAAUAAAUGGCUCACAGAUGGUGCUAGUAAUACUUCUUUUUUUCAUACCAAUAUUCGAACUCGUAGGAGCAGUAAUAUGAUUUCGGGAUUGGUGGAUGAAAAUGGGAAUGGUCUCACUGAUUAUGAUCUUAUUAGAGACCAUGCGGUUUCUUUUUUCGAGUCUAAGUUUAAUAGUUAUGAAUUACCCAUUGAUGAGGAGUUAUUUCAUUAUGAUCAUAACAUUAUCUCUUCCGAAGAUAGUCAGAGAAUGGAUGAAAUUCCUUCUAUGGAAGAGAUGAAGGAUGAUGUUUUUGUUCUUGCCGCUGAUAGUGCUCCUGGCCCUGACGGUUUCUCUGGUUGUUUUUAUAGGCAUUGUUGGGAUGUGAUUCAACAAGACCUUUACAAUGCUAUUACCUUUUACUGCCAAGAGAAAAUAAUUCCUCAAGCUACAAGGCUGGGUAGUGUGCUUGAUAAUCUUGUUUCAGAGGAACAAGUUGCUUUCAUGAAGGGUAGAAACAUUCAUGAAAAUAUCAGUGUGGCGUCGGAGAUGGUUAAUGAGCUUAAAACCAAGCGUCAGGAUGGCAAUGUGGGUCUUAAACUAGACAUCACCCAAGAUUUUGACACGGUGAGUUGGUCUUUCGUUUUGGAAGUUUUUCGGAGGUAUCUAGGAGUUCAAAUUAUGCCUAGUGUUGUUAAGUAUCGUCACAUUAGCAAUGUGAUUGAUAAAAUUAAAAAUCAACUUGUUGUUUGGAAUGGUAAAAUGCUCUCUUUUCAAGACAGAAUUGUUCUUAUUAAUUCGGUGAUUGCUAGUUAUUCUAUUCACAACAUAGAUGUUUAUAAAUGUCCUAUCAAGUUUAUUAGACAAGUUGAGCGCGUGAUUCGCAAUUUUCUUUGGUCCGGAGAUGCUGAGGUCUCAAGAAAUUUUUUUGUUGGGUUUACUAAAGUUUGCUGCCCUUUGAAUGAAGGUGGUUUAGGCAUUCGUUUAAUUCACUCUACUGUGGACAAGCAUACCAAAGUGAUUCUUGGUGAUGGGAGGUCUACAUCUCUUUAUUUUGAUGUUUGGUAUGGUAAUGAGAGUAUUGCAGACAUGCUGGGUGAAACUGACUUUGAUGGUUCCAUCAUGGUUAGUGAUAUUAUUGUUAACAAUAAUUGCCAGUUGCAGGGCGAACAUGUUCAACAGUUGAUGCGAGCUGGUGUGGACCUAACAAAUUUUUUGGUGCUGCAAGGAGGGGAUGAUUGUAGAGUUUGGAUGCCUGAGAUGAAUGGACAAUUUUUAGUCUCGUCCGCAAAACAGAUCAUUAAAAAUAAGUAUGCAGUCGCUGAUGUAUAUGGUCUCUUGUGGAGGAAAGGCAAUACACCCAAAGUUGGUUUCUCAAAACUGGAAGCUAUGUAG